GACCCCCGUUUGCGAGACGCGCGUUUCCCCCGCAGAGGAGCGCGCAUGGAUCCCUGAGCGCGCUCGCGCGCACACACGCCCCCGACGCCCCCCAAACACACGCACUUUCCGCGCUCGUUCGCUGGCUCGCGGUGUUUUUGACGCUCGUCGAUCGGUUGGCGCGGAGCGACGAUGUGGAUCCAGAUCCGGACGAUCGACGGCAAAGAGACGCGGACGGUGGAGGAUCUGUCGCGCCUCACGAAGAUCGAGUCGCUGCGCGUCAAGAUCCGAGACAUCUUCAACGUGAAGCCCGAGCAGCAGAGACUCUUCUACCGAGGAAAACAGAUGGAAGAUGGUCAGACGCUCUUCGAUUACAACGUCGGUCUUAACGACAUCGUCCAGCUUCUCAUUCGCUCGCAGACGGACCCGCCGGACAGCCCCUCCCUCAACAACGGAGAGGGAGUGGCCUGUGUCAUAGCCCCACCCACCACCACAUCUGUCCCUCCCUCAGCCACACCCACCACAACAGUCGUUUCCCCAGCAACCAUCACCAACAGCAACGGGAAUGGGUCCAAGUCCUGUAGUCCGGCUUCCGACAGCCAGCCGUCCACAUCCAGCCGGACGUUCCUCAUCGAUCCGGGGAUCGGAAUCUUCAAAGUGAAUGAGUUAGUGGACUGCAGGGACGUCAGUAUCGGCGCCUGGUUUGAAGGCGUGAUUGAAAAAGUCACUCCUGCCACUAAAGGACAGAACGGCAGAGCCGAAACGGCGCCCCCUCCCGCCAGGGUGGGCCGACCCAGCAAACGGACUAAUGGCAAGCUGGAGUCAGAAACGGCCGCCGCCCCUUCAUCGUCAUCAUCUUCAUCAACAUCCACGGACAAUCACGGCACAGCGUUAAACACGGACAGCAGCGAACCGUCCACGUCCAAAACGGAUCCGGCGCUCAGCCGCGAGGACGUCUCCUACCACAUUAAAUAUGAAGAUUACCCAGAGAACGGCGUGGUGGAGAUGAGCGCGGAUGACGUGCGGCCGCGGGCCAGAACGGUGCUACGUUUCGACCAGCUGCAGGUGGGUGACGUGGUGAUGGUCAACUACAACCUGGAGAAUCCAGAGGAGCGAGGCUUCUGGUACGACGCAGAGAUCACGUCCCUCAACGCCGUCUCACGCACAAACAAAGAGAUCCACGUCAAGAUUCUGCUGGGAGGUCCGUGUGAUGUGAUUGGUGACUGUAAGCUGCAGUUUCUGGAUGAGAUUUACAGGAUAGAGAAACCUGGAGUGGCAGCGCUGUCUGCAGCAGACGGCCCGUUCAAACGUAAGACGGGUCCGGAGUGUAAGCACUGUAAAGCGGAUCCGGACGCCGAAUGUCGUUUCUGUUCGUGUUGCGUCUGCGGCGGGAAGCAGGACGCUCACAUGCAGCUGCUGUGUGACGAGUGUAACAUGGCGUUCCACAUCUACUGCCUGAACCCGCCGCUGUCGGCCAUACCGGAGGACGAGGACUGGUACUGUCCCACCUGUAAGAACGACAGCAGUGAGGUGGUGAAAGCCGGAGAGAAACUCAGAACCAGCAAGAAGAAAUCCAAGAUGCCGUCGGCGACCACAGAGAGCCAGAGAGACUGGGGCAAAGGUAUGGCGUGUGUGGGCCGCACUAAAGAGUGCACAAUCGUCCCUUCCAAUCACUACGGCCCCGUUCCCGGCGUUCCCGUCGGAACCACGUGGAAGUUUCGCGUUCAGGUGAGCGAGGCGGGCGUCCACAGGCCUCACGUCGGUGGGAUUCACGGACGCAGUAACGACGGCUCGUACUCGCUGGUGCUCGCUGGAGGAUUCGAGGAUGAAGUUGAUCGUGGCGAUGAGUUCACCUACACCGGCAGCGGAGGUCGCGACCUUUCCGGAAACAAGCGCAUCGGCGAGCACUCGUUCGAUCAGACGCUCACGCACAUGAACAGGGCUCUGGCACUCAACUGUGACGCCCCUCUGAACGACAAGGACGGGGCGGAGUCUCGCAACUGGAGGGCGGGAAAACCGGUGAGAGUGAUUCGCAGCUCGAAGGGCCGACGGAUCAGCAAAUACGCGCCGGAGGAGGGAAACCGCUACGACGGCAUCUAUAAGGUGGUGAAGUACUGGCCGGAGAUCGGGAAGUGCGGGUUCCUGGUGUGGCGGUAUUUGCUGCGGCGGGACGACGUGGAGCCGGCGCCCUGGACUCCGGAAGGGAUCGAACGCAGCAAAAAACUCGGCCUCAAGGUUCAGUAUCCUCCCGGUUAUCUGGAGGCCAUGGCCAAUAAGACGAAGCGCGAGGCGACGGUGCGGGCGGUGGGCAGCUCCUCGCGGGGCAGGAAGAGAGGACGACCCCGAUCUGCACGACCGUCCAAGAAAGUCCAGGAGGAGGAGGACGAGAAACCUGAGGAGAACAUGGAGGAAGAGCUUCAGAGCAACGGCAGCGCGGACACUCAUGAAGAAGAGAGCACGGAUGUGUGUGAGCAGCAGGAGGAGCCGCAGGUCAAGCGUUUGAAGGAAGUGGAAUCGUUUGUUUUGUCAGAACAGCAGCGGAAUAUGAUACAGGAAGACGAACCCAACAGGAAACUGUGGGACGAGGCGCUGAGCUUCCUAUCGGAGGGACCGAACUUCCUGCGUAAGGUGGAGCAGCUGUUCAUGUGUGUUUGCUGUCAGGAACUGUCCUUCCAGCCCGUCACCACCGAGUGUUCGCACAACGUCUGCAAGACGUGUCUGCAGCGGUCGUUCCGCGCCGAGGUCUUCACCUGCCCCGCCUGCCGCCACGACCUGGGCAAAGACUACGCCAUGAGCCUCAACAAAACCCUACAGCUGCUCCUGGAUCAGUUCUUCCCCGGAUACAGCAAAGGACGAUGAGUCUGAUCCACAACAAACGGACAAAGAUCUGCUCUCCGCACAAGCGUCUCUCACACACGCACACACGCGCACACACACACCAGCCUGACAUCUGUGUUCACGACCGCAAACCCAACGGAUGCCGGGACUCGAACCCGUUGACUCGCAUCAUGAACGUCAUCGGCAUCUGGAUCACCGCUGACCACAGACCAUUACAGAAGAAUCCAAGCCUGUCAAAAACACGUCUGACUUGCAUUUCACUCAAAAAUAACAUAGAAAAAUAUAACAUAUAUUUGAAAGAAAUUAUUAAAAUAAUAAUGAAAUAUAUAUUAAUAUUCAAAAAUGUUGAAAUAAUUAAAUAUGAAUAAAUAAAUAUGAAAUACAUGCAAUAAAUAUUUAAAAAUAUAUAUUUUGCUCAGAUUAAGCCUAAUUUGCAUCAUGACACCUAAACACAUUUUAUUCCAGAUUCUCAUGAAUGUGUCCAGAUGUUUUAGUUUUGAGUUAUUUUUUAUUUCGUGCUAGUCUAAUUACUGAAAAAAAAAGGAAAAAAAAAAGAUUUUGUUAUUAAAACAAGCAUAAAAUUAGAGGCAGUGCAACAAAUACAAUGUGUAAAUGCUUUUAAUAUGUAUCGUUUUUAUAUUUACUUUUAAUAUUUAAAAUAUAUAAAUACAAUUUAACAAAAAAAUAAUAUAUCACUUUUCUUGCAUUGUAUUAAUGGGUUAAAAUGUGUUUAAAUGGAAUGAAAUUGUCUUUAAAAUAGGCUUAAUUUUUUUAAUGCAAAAUUCAGAGUGAAUUCUGAGUCAGGUGUGGUUUUGAUGGGAAUCAAGUGACUGAAUCUUUGAUUCGCUGCUCUAAUGAAGCUCAAAGCUGCGGUGAAAUGGAGAAUCAGUCCGAAUCUCUCCAGAUCUGCAAGCGCCGGCUGACGUUUCUCCAUCUUCAGCUGGAUCGUCGUGACAGACGGAGCGAAUCCGCUGCUGAAUCAUCACGAACGUGAUCCGGAGCGUUCAUCUGUUCCCUGUUUGUUCCCUUUCGGUUGUUCGUUGCUCGGCCUGUUCGUCUCUUUCCGUGGUGACGUCGUUUUUCUCUCCGAUCUCUGCUUUUGUUUUCCAGGAACCGCAGAUGUACGAUGUUUAUCCGCUCGUCCGUGACGUGUGUCAUUCCCACAGCGAUAUCCCGUCUCUCUUCGGCUUUCUUUGAUUUCUGGCGCUCGCUUUCCUCUCGUCUGUGAUCUUGGCUGUUUUCUCUCACGCUCUCGCUCUUCUGCUGCGCUUUCCUGUGGUGUUUUAUGUUUUAUUGCACUUACUGGCGAUGAGAGUGAGAUUGUGACGGAGCCGUCGGUUUAUUUUCCUACCUGUUCGACUUUCACCGUUCGCUCUUUCAGUGUGGCAAAUCUGACCUGCGGUCCCGGCAGAAACAUCGCUUCGAAUUGUGAUUCCGAAUUUUAUACAUGGUAUAAUACUUGUUAUGUACUUAUUAAAUAUUUUGAUUCCAGAA
Molecule: messenger RNA, 4311 nt
Organism: Labeo rohita (rohu)
Lineage: Eukaryota; Metazoa; Chordata; Actinopteri; Cypriniformes; Cyprinidae
Product: E3 ubiquitin-protein ligase UHRF2-like
Exons: 16
Coding region: 172-2838 (888 amino acids)
Biological process (GO): protein ubiquitination; negative regulation of gene expression via chromosomal CpG island methylation
Molecular function (GO): ubiquitin protein ligase activity; protein binding
Source: RefSeq, a predicted model, not a curated record